Molecule: messenger RNA, 5268 nt
Organism: Oppia nitens
Lineage: Eukaryota; Metazoa; Arthropoda; Arachnida; Sarcoptiformes; Oppiidae
Product: zinc finger protein castor homolog 1-like
Exons: 22
Coding region: 1-5268 (1755 amino acids)
Biological process (GO): positive regulation of transcription by RNA polymerase II; regulation of neuron differentiation
Cellular component (GO): nucleus
Molecular function (GO): DNA-binding transcription factor activity, RNA polymerase II-specific; RNA polymerase II transcription regulatory region sequence-specific DNA binding
Source: RefSeq, a predicted model, not a curated record
AUGAUACACUUAAGUGCCUCCGAAGCGGCUAUAAGUAGCUCAAGAAAUAAGAGGAAAAAUUUUAAGCCAAGAUAUAUAUUGGCCGAAAACGAUGGCCUCGACGACGACGAGGACAACAACAACAACGACCGRUCGAGGUGGAGAGGAGGACUGAUGAUGACAAAUGGCAAGUCKUUGUCGUCGUCGGCCUAUUCAUCAGCAUUGCCGCCAGCGAUGUCGAUGUCUACCGAUGAUGACGACGACAACGACGACGUCCUAUCAAAUGAUGGCUCCAAUCGAUGUACAUCUACUGACCAGUCGGACGAUCAUCAUAUGCAACAACAAUUGCAACAACAACUACUACWACAACAACAACAGCAGCACAAUCCUCGCCAUCAUCAACAACAACAACAACACCAACAACCGCAACAUCAGUCACAACCAUUGGAUCUGAGCCAUCACGACAAUAACGGAUCAUCACUUAAUGGAUUAAGUGUUAACAACAACAACACCAUCGAUGAUGAUUCAAGCGAUUCCAGCGAAUCUAACGGUGCCUACACUGGCCGUAGUGUUGUCGUCAGUGRUAUCGGUGCUAAACCUGGUGGUCGACAACUACUAAAACAACAGAAUCUAGUAUUUGGUAAUAAAAUAAAAUCAACAAAAAAUCUAAUAAAAUACAAAACGGAAACACMAAYUGAUGAUAAUUUUUUGGACAACAAUWCGUUUCGUCAUAAAGUUUACGAUAGUAUACCCUCUAGUCUUCAAUCAAUUUUCUUGUCACCCAAUCAUCGAUAUAACAACAAUAAUAACAACAACACUACUAGUAGUAGUAAUGAACAGCCGAUGCCACAGAAUAUGUCAUCGCUUCUGUCGAUCGCUGCACUGGGAAGUCAUUUAAAAGGUUUCUCUUCCGCCGCCGCCUCCGUCGCCGCCACUGCCGACCACCGAAAGCCGACUACAAGCAGCUCAUGGAAAAAGUCUUCAUCGUCGCUGUCGUCRUCAUCGAUGGCCAACUUGGGUCCGGCGCCAUGGAUUGACAAAUCGUUUUUCGCACCGUCCUCUUCAUCAGGCAAUUCCGGAACAUUGCCAUCAAAAAUUGAUUCAUUGGUCAAAAACACCGGACCUGUUGACUAUACCAGAUAUGUUAAAAGAUACGUAAACGCUGGCGAUUGUGGCUAUAAUUAUUGCAAAGAACUUAACUAUAGGGAACACUUUCAUUGUAUGGAUUGUAAUUCCCGGGUAUUUGUCAAAAAGGAAGAAAUGAUCAGACAUUUUAAAUGGCAUAAAAAACGAGACGAAUCGCUAGUACACGGGUUUAUGAGAUACUCGCCCUGCGAUGACUGUUCCGAUAAGUUUCCCAAUUGUGCCCAUAAUAGAAAACAGACACAUUAUCAUUGUCUUAAACAAGGCUGCGAUAAGGUAUAUAUUAGUACAUCAGAUGUACAAAUGCAUGCCAACUAUCACCGAAAAGAUACGGCUAUUAUUCAGGAGGGCUUCCAGAGGUUUAGGGCAACCGAGGACUGUCUACUAGAGUCCUGUGCCUUCUAUGGCCAGCGAACCACACAUUUUCAUUGUCGCCGAGACAACUGUAACCAUACGUUCAAAAAUAAGGCCGAUAUGGAGAAACAUAAAUCAUAUCAUAUAAAGGAUGAGCAGCUGAAUCGGGACGGCUUCAAAAAAUUCAUGAAACAUGAGAUCUGUACGUUUGAAAGCUGCCGCUUCUCCCGUGUCUGCAAUCAUAUACAUUGCAUACGGCCAGGAUGCGUCUAUGUACUACAUUCAAGCGGACAGUUAUACUCUCAUAAACGCAAACAUGAGCGCCGGGAAAACGAACUGGCCUAUAGAAAGUUCCGAUUGGCCCAGAAUAUGCUACGGGCACACAAUCCCGAUGCCAGUAUCAACUUUAACUUUGGACUAUUAGACGGAUCAAGUUUUGGUGGCGACGAUGACAGCGACAAAAGCAACGCAAUGAUGAACGAAGCCGAGGCACUGGCCAGUCAGCUGCCGCUGACCCAGAUCGGUGCCAUACCGUUGGAGGCCAUUAUCGGYGAUAUACCGGAAAGCAAUUGUCUGCAAAUGUUCACAAAUUAUAAGAGUCGAGAYAACUGUGUUGUUGUUGUCGUCGCUGAUAAUGAUGACGAAGAAGAAGACGAUGACAACGACGACGACGACGACGACGAGACAUCGAUGACGAUAAUAACAGUCACAACAGCCGCCGCCGCCGCCGCCACCACAACAACAGUAAUAAUAAUAAUAAUAACAAUAAAACAAUUGAUUGACGAGGCGACACCACUUAUAUUUGAGGAAUCAGAUGACGGAACCGUUUGCACUAAAGAGUGUGAACUUCACCAAAAGGAUCGCCAUUAUCACUGUCGGAUGUACGGCUGUUCGUGCGUUGUGCCCAUUAGUGACACUUCGUUCAAGAAGUUAGACCACUAUCUAAUGCAUGAACAACAGCAACAAAUUAAUUACGAAAACGAGUUGCAAUCGGCCGCACAAAGUCCGCCCCCGCCGUCACCGAUGCCGAUGUCGUUGUCGUCGUCUCAUCAGCCGUUACAGCACUUCCUCGAUCAGCAACUAAUGCAACCGUUUACCCAAACCUAUCCSACCGCGAAAGAGGGGUCGACCGCCAAAAAACGAGUUAACGAAAUGCCGCAAACAUUAUAUCCAAAUCAAUUUAAAUUCAAUACAAAAAACCACGACAUAAGCCAACAACAAAUACCGGUCCCGUUGUCGGCCAUAUCGCCGUUUGGUUUGGCAGCCGCUCUGUACGGCAACAGUAAUCUAUCGCUUCCGGCUUCGGCAGCCCUGUCCGAUAUGGUCAGCGGUUGCGGUGUGGGCGGUAUCGGCGGUAAUUCGGACGAUACAAAAACCAUACCGAUUCCAUUGAUGCUUCCCUAUACUAAAUCGGACAUUCAAAAAGGUUUUAUCGGUUUCGAUGAUGGCCUACCCUGUACGGAUACACUAUGCAAAUAUUUUUGCCAAAAACACUACCACUGCUCGAAACUCAGGUGCUAUUAUGUAACCAAUCGUGACGAAGCCCUGCUCCGACAUUCAACCGAAUUUCACGAUAGUGUCGACAUUCUGGACGGUUUUGUCUAUAUUGACCAAUCGGUUGAUUGUCGGCGAUCGGGUUGCGACCAUAAAGCUAGCCGACACUAUCAUUGUACCCGAAAUGGUUGCAACUAUUCAUUUAUACAGUACACCCAAAUGCUUCAACACGACAACCGACACAAAUCUGAAGACAAUAGUAACCAUAGUACGAGCACCGGCGGUAUCAAUGAGCCGCCAUCGACAACAACAACAAAUACCUACUGUGAUACAACAACAACUACCAACCCGUCGUAUAGCCUAAACCUUAUCCAUCAUAACAAUAGGCGGCAUCGCCGGUCGUUGAGCGCAACGGCAUCCCAGGCCAGCUCCGGCCACUCGGACGACGACGACAGAGAUUCAUUGCGCAACAAUAGUAGUCCAUCAUUCAGUUUGAAUCAUCAUCAUCACCACCACAACUCAUCCUCAUCCACAUCGCUAAUCAAUAGCAGCCGAAACCUUCACCAUCACCACCAACACAACCAGCAGCAGACAACCGUCAAGGCUAGAGGAACCUACUAUCCAUUGUCAUCCCUGAGCCAGAGAAAAUUAAGUCAAUCACUCGGUUCAACUCGCAAACAUCAAGAUAUGGAUUCAAGCGGUGACGACGACGACGACGACAAUGGCCAGGACUUUGGCGGUGCGGAUGACUGCGAUGACAGCGAUGAACGACAGCUAUCGUCACUCAAUCUAUCAGCAGCUCAUCGUACAGCAGAAGCUCAACAUCAUCUACGACUACUUCAGCAACAAUUGCCAUUGAAUUUGAAUACUCAGCCGACAUCAGCAGCAGCGGCGGCGGCCAUCCAUAAAAGUCUGUCCAAAACUACUACUGCAAGUAGUAUAGAGUUUAUGGGUUGCAAUGAGAAACACCACCAACAGUACGGUCCUACCAAUGGCUGUGGACUUCCCUUUUGUAAACUGAAAAAGAGGCAACACUUUCAUUGCAAUGUCUGCAAUCAGGCCUUUUCAAGUUUUAGUCGUCUAUUACCGCAUUCGGCUAAACACUUGGGUGCCCCGAAACCGGUACCGAUUUACYUAACUGGCCGAUCGCCCAGUCCUCCGACCAAAGAUGACGACAAUGCCGCCGGCGAUAGUGAUGCCGACAAUGACGGCGUCGUCGGUGGCGGCGUUGGCAUCGGCGGUGACGGUGACGACGAUACCGAAGACGAUGAUGACGACGACGACGACGUCGGCAAUGAUCUCUCAAUCGGUGGCCGACUGUCGGCUGCGCACCAGUUGACAUCGGCAUCGUCAUCGCCGACCAAUCUGUUCAAUUUGAUGAACCAAUGGGCGGCCAAUACGGCUGCAGCCGCUGCCGCAGCUGCUGCCGCCGCCACUUCCUCMACGUCCACSCUAUCACUCAAUAAUAGCAAUAGUUUGCURAACGUUUCGUCAACCAUAACCAGUCCGACAUCGUUGUCCUUAAAUUUUUCCCAUUCAAACCCCAUUACCGCCGCCGCAUCGAUGGCCGAUCUAUCCAUGACUAUGGCGUCGGCACUGUCAUCGACCGCAUCCUCACCUAAGUUGGAUUUAGUCGAUGGCGGCGCCAAUUGUCUUAAGCGCCGAAAUUCAAAUGAAGACAUGACUAUAGAAAUAGCUAAACGAUUGAAAUUUUUGAAGCUAUUACGUGAUGAACCGGUACCGUCGGGGUAUACAAGAUUUAGAUUUAAUGAGGACUGCGGUUAUACACACUGUGGAUAUCGUGAACAUCAAACACAUUUUCAUUGCAUGAGAAAAGACUGCGGYUAUUCCUUCUGCGAUAAGACCCGUUUCGUUCAACACACCGCCCGUCACGAAAGRCUGGACACACUGAUGGGCGGCGACUUUCACCAGUUCCGCAGUAAUGUCAACUGCGGUCGCCGGGACUGUGUCUACGCCAAUGCAGCCGCGGCAGCUGCGGCGGCCACCGCCRCCACCACCACAAUGGCCAACAAGGCAUCGCAUUUUCAUUGUAUUAAAUGCGAGUUUGUCUGUACGGAUACCAACAAAGUGGUYGCCCAUAGGCGCCAGCACGCAAAAAUGGACAACAUUACCGCCGCCGGUUUYGAAAAGUAUAGCCCUGGCCAGGACUGUCGGGGCGAUAGUUGCAACUAUAACAGCAAACAAACCCAUUAUCACUGCCUUAAGUGUCACUAUGCAGUCCUAGGACUGUCCCAAAUGUCRUCCCAUAAAUACAAACACGACGAUAAUAAUACUUAA